This is a messenger RNA of Fonsecaea erecta, 792 nucleotides long. RefSeq lists its product as hypothetical. The coding region runs from base 1 to 792 and encodes 263 amino acids. The transcript is spliced from 3 exons. The record is from RefSeq and is a predicted model, not a curated record. NCBI's taxonomy places the organism in Eukaryota, Fungi, Ascomycota, Eurotiomycetes, Chaetothyriales, Herpotrichiellaceae.
AUGGCUGCUCCUACCAAGACCUUUCCGAUAUGUGGCGUCACAUACGUCGGACAAAUCGAGCACGAGUAUAUGCACGGCAAGAAACUGUCUGUUUGCGCAAACUGCCUGGCCCUGGGAUUCCAGAAGCCUCUGAGACGAUGCAAUGGCUGUAUGUUGGUCGACUACUGCUCCAAAGAAUGUCAAAAAGCCCACUGGCGCAAGCACAAGUCGUUUUGCAACAUGGUCCAGGGCAAAGGAGAUCCCAAUGCUUAUCUCUCAUCAUACAGCCAUGACGAAGUCCUGCGACUCAUCAUUGAUGCUUACCGCCUAAGAGUCGAGACUGACCACUUGUCCCGGGACGAGGACCACGGUAUCUAUUAUCCCGGAAAGCCAAUCGACGGCCUGGUCUGGGCCAAGGGUGACGCCAUCGACGACUUCCAACGAUUUCUCGAUUUGGCGGAAGAUGCGAAAAUCCUCCCUAAGUGGUGGACGUUUGAGGAUCGAAUGCAGUGUCUUGCCCUGGCAAUUGACAAGAGUGACCCCGAGUCAAUAUUUCACCCAAUCAAUCAGACAGAGCUUCCCCAAAAGUACGAGGGUGACAUGGCGAUCCGAUUAGCGCUCGCCAUUCUGGCCGAGAUGUGUGUCGGAUACGAUGGCAGGGGGCGGGCGAAGGAUGACACUUGGUUCCACGAGUUCCAGGAAUUCCUUGACCUGCAUCCAGAGGAACGAGCCCGCUUGAUCAGAGGAAGUAUUGAAAUGGUGGACUCGGUGCUCAAAGAGCAUGGAGAAGAGUUUGCACAAAAGCUCCCUUGA